This is a messenger RNA of Cavia porcellus (domestic guinea pig), 594 nucleotides long. RefSeq names its product protein ARMCX6-like. Lineage: Eukaryota; Metazoa; Chordata; Mammalia; Rodentia; Caviidae. The record is from RefSeq and is a predicted model, not a curated record. The transcript has a single exon. The annotation marks the transcript as partial. Gene Ontology annotation, cellular component: mitochondrion.
AAUGCUGAACACAAUAAAAAUAUCAGUUGUGUUCGUGAGCUCUCCAAGAGUCCUUGCAAUGCGAGAAAAUUGUGCGCUGAGCCCAAGGAUGCUGUUUCUUCACGUGGCUGCGAUGUCAGUAGACAUUUAGCCUGCCUAUCAAUCAUCAGAAGCACAAGCCCCACUCCCCACCCCACUGUUCAGAAAAAGGCUUUGUGUGCCCCUGAUAACCUGAAUAGCAGUAUUGAAAAUCAGGGCCAGAUUAAGAUGUACACUGAUGAAGUGUGUCAGGAGACUGUGUCACCUUGCAGAAACUCAUUUCUGCAGCAGGACGGAUUAAAUUUGUUAAUAAGCAUGACAGUUAUUAAUAACAUGCUUGCCAAGUCCUUUUCAGACUUGCAGUUUCCUUUGAUAUCCAAGGGAAGUGGAUGUGCUAAGGUUCAGGUUUUGCAACUGCUGAUGGGUUUGUCUGAAAAGCCAGCCUUGGCGGGGGAGCUGCUGGGUGCCCAAGUGCUGUUCCCAUUCAUGAUAAACAGAAGCGGAAGUAGAGGAAUUCUGCUGGAAACGCUGGCCCCUUAAGUGUCCAUUUGGAGCAGAAUGGGACUGAAUGGCCCC